UCCGAGCCUCACUUUAAGCACAAAGUAAGUAAUGAUCUCCUGUUACAACAAAUUCACAACUUGUUUGACAAAAACAAUGACAACUUGACUGCUGUUAGAGAAUGUUUCCCAGAUAAUUAGCAUCAGUUUUUCAUGAUUGUCUGUUGUUAAGGCAACAAACACUUACAACAAACAACACCAGUCAUAAUCUCUCUCUCUCUCUCUCUCUCUCUCUCUCUCUCUCUCUCUCACAAACACUCGCACUCAAACACACACACACACACACACACGCACACACACACACACAAAUUUUAUAAAUGGUAAUUGAAUAAACACUUUGUAUUUGGUGAAAUUGUCAGUGUCAUGUGUCAGAUAUUUUCUUCUGGGGGGGGGGUGUCACUCUUGCCUGUCUUCAAAACUUGAGAGCCCUGCUAAGCACUAAAGUGCAACGUCUCCCUUACUUCCCGUUAAAACACUACUUCGUUUAAUUUAAUAUCAAUAAAAGCCGUACAUACCAGCAAAAUGCUCUUCAUCGAUCCCGUGUGCUAUCGGCGUUGUUUUGGAGCCGUUUGGAGCACGUCACGAAGGUGCUGCAUGUCAUCUUAACCAAUGAAAAGUGUAGCAGCAACAGCACGCUGCGGCUGCACGCUUGUGCGUGCUGCAUAAGGAUGCAUUCACGUCCGCUGGGAGAUUUGGGAAAUGUUCGUAAUAAUCUAACAGUGUAAUGUUUUCAGCGGGGUGGCAACAGGGGUGGCAAGGACUUCGUCUGGGGUGGCAAUUGCCACCCCAACUAGCCCUCUGGCUCCGCCACUGAAACAGAGGGGCUUUAAUUUCACUCCGACAUCGCUUUAUCUCCACGGAAUGAUGCAUAGGCCUACUGCAAAAUCUAUGUACACAUCGCCGUCUUCUGUACAAAUAGCCUUAGCAAAAGAGAAUUUGUAUUAAUUAGCCCCAAAGUUUUUGCUGCUUGUCUGUUCCCUCUAGUAUGAUUCACCCACGGAUCGCGCUUCCCAUUCAUUCACCUCUUAGUCGACAUCCCACUGCACUUUCAUGCCUUAGGCCAUCAGAUGUAUUGGGUAACUUAAAUGACGCGAAAUGGACGGCACCAAAUGGAUGCUGCGCGCUAGCGCCCCCAUAUUUUUCCCAGGUCGCGCGGCGGUCCCGAAACGAAGGGGAAGUUGCCCGAACGCGAUCCGCAGUGUCUCGGCGCGCCCACGCCGCCCGGGGACCACGUGAAAAAUGCCCGAAAAGCGCCCCACGGAAACAAGGUUAGGGGCAAUACGAGGCGAAGCAACCAGAGGGCGACUGCACGUACGCCUGUAACCUAUUUCGCGCGCGUCGAUUAGGUGGCGAGUGGGCAGUCAGAAUGAAGCCUAAACGUCCCCUUGACGCCUAGGGCCCGGCUCCGCACCCGGCGUACACGAAUCACCUACCCAUCCCCCUUGCCACCUAUUUUGGGCGGGGCAUCCCAAUGGACACGCCUCCGUCCACAAAACGCCUAUGCAUCCCCCUUGCAGCCUAAACGCAUCGGAGGACCCAUCCGACGCCCCGGACGCCCCCCGAAGCCCCAAAGAACCCGAGACGUGGCGUUCUCGUUGCCGGCCGCCGACUCCCGCUCCGUAUCGGUGCCGACUGGCCAUAUUCGAGCCGAUAGGCCCCGAGCGGCGGUGCGACGCACGCCCAAACACCCAAGAGCCCUUCGCUUUGAAUUUCGAGUCAUAAAAGGGAAAUGUGUAUCCAAAUCUAGUUUUCUCACACCUGCGAUUUAUUCGAAAGCGGCCCCGACUGGUGCACAGGGCGAGAAUCCAGUCCAGUGGUCUUGUCUACUUCGGCAAUGAGCUAUACAGCCUAAACCAGCUGCAGAGUGCCAUAGAGACAUGGUCCUUCGUGAUGAUGUACUUUAAAGCUCAUCUUUGUGCUCCAGAAGCAUAAAAACGUUGUGUCCAUUAUUUACCUAUGGAGACCCUGUCAAAUAAGUUAUGUGUGGCAUGUACAUUCCUAACUUAUUUAAUGGGGACCUUUAAUGGGGAUUGUUCCGAUGGUCUCCACCUUAGACCUACAAGCUUUUGAUGAACGAUUGUAUCAUCUGGAAGAUCCCAUAGUCCCUCAUAGCUCGGAGGAGGAAGAUGGGGAUGCGUGUAGCAACCCACGUUGCCAAAAGCUGAAGGAGAAGAUAGCCGACUUGAACAGGCAGGUGGACACAUUGACUGACACUGUGCGUGAGAUCACCCAGCGUUACCGAAGGCUGCAGAAGAGGACAUCUGGAGCUCCUCGAGAUGCGGGAAGGAUAAGCCGUGUCACGAAAAGUCUCCUCUCCUCUCUCGGUACCAAAGAUAGAGAUAAAGAUUUAUCUGCCGAACCUGGAGAAAGCCCUCCGUCCCAGGAAAUCUUCGAGCCUACAACCAGCCAGCAGGCCAUGGCAGGAGAUAAAAGUUUAGCAUCUCAGAAAGAUAUUGCAAAAAGCCCCCCUCAUUUCCCAGACCACGCAACUGUACUGAAUGAGGUCCUGGAAAACUUAAAGGCCUUUCAGGAGGGUCCGGAUCCUACAAGGAAGCUGAAGGAGAAUGUAAGCGGGAAAAUAUAUAGGAUCAAGAAUUUUCUGGCUUUCAUGGCGGCGGGAAAGUCCAAUCUCUCCAAUUUGGUCUUUCUUAAUGAGACCGCAAGGAUACAUGCUUGGGUAAUUUCCCUCCGUAAUUCCGGAGUGACUGAGACUACAAUCAAGCACUACGUUGACAACGUGGCCCAGUUCAUCGAUUUCAUCAUGGAGACGCCUCCUCAGUCUUCGCGCUUGAGCAAAAAUGUCAUGGUCGGCUUAAAGAGGGAGAUGAAGGGUCUGAGGAAAUCUCUUAAGAGGGGAGUGGCCAUGCACAGGACAAAUGUGAAAGCUGCAAAGGAGGAGAGGGUGAUUAGCAAGGCUUUGCUAUUAGAGUGCCGCAACAAGGCAAAAAUGUGCAUUCCCGAAGCACUUGAUCUCCUGGAGACGGACCCCUGCCCCAAAAACCAGUGGAAGUUCUACGGAGUGUUCUCUGCCUUCCUUUCAUCUGUGUUUGGGCACAGAGGGGGGGUGUUUCAGAAUUUGACAAUCCAGGAGCUGAAGGAUGCAAAGAAGUCAUCAACGGAGAAUGCCUUUCUCAUUAACAUACAGACCCACAAGACAAAUGAGGUUUACGGCCCGGCUCAAAUCGUCCUGAAAGAGGAGGAGUACCAGUGGGCGAUGCAGUUCCUGGACGUGAAGGACCAACUCCCAGGCGGCAAAGAAGCAAAGUUCUUCUUCUUUGUCUCCACACCGAACCCGUGCAAAAACUUGAACAACUAUUUCCAAGAGGCGUGGAAGACGAUGGGCCUGCCGGGAUGUCCGACCUUCACGGAUAUUAGAACUUCAAUUGCCAGUCAUGCAAAGUUCACGCACAAUCCAGAGAACCGUCUGAAGAUCUCCAAAUUCAUGUGCCACGAUGUCCGAACGGCUGACAAGUAUUAUGUCACCAACCUCACUGCCAAGCAGGCGGUAGAACAUAGACGGCUGUUCGAGGCAGCACUUGAGGGUCCCGAGAGGUCACCGGCAUCAAAAGGCAUUCCGAAACCCACGACGAAACGCAAACGGCAGGUCGCCACAAAUAAAGGCAGCCGUGCAAAGCGCAAAUCGGAGGAGCCCGAACUGACCUCCGGCAGUACCAGCCCAGAAGAGAUGAGGGUCACAUUCCAGGAGUCGGGCGUCUCCAGUUUAGAGAACAGCCAGGGUGAAUCUGAGGGGGCUGGAUCAAGCGAUGACGGCGAGGCCGAGAAAAUGAACGAGGCUACCAGAGACAAGACCCAAGGCGAGGAGUCAAAACAGGGCAGGGAAAGCAUAAGGAGACCGGUCGUCUUGUUGACUCCGAUGAGGUCAGCAUUAAAGAAAAACCUGUCUGUCUCUCAGCUGUCCCCAAUCAAAGUAAAAAAAACAGUCUUAUCACGGUCUCUGACACUCUUUGGAAUGGGGCAACAGAGGCAACAAAGAAAAGCUGCCAAGCAUUGCAUGGACCGAUGGAGAGAAAAAAACAAAAAGUGAACUUUAUUUAAAUAAUGUUGUUUUAUUAUUUUGUUCAUUGUUCGAUAUUUACCUUCUGCUCUUUUGUGAAAUACCUGAUUUAUUCUCAUUUAUAUGUAAAGAGUUUAUAAGUGCUAUAUUUUGUUUGUAAAAUUUAAUAAACUUUGUUGAUUGCA
Molecule: messenger RNA, 4179 nt
Organism: Triplophysa dalaica
Lineage: Eukaryota; Metazoa; Chordata; Actinopteri; Cypriniformes; Nemacheilidae
Exons: 7
Coding region: 2003-4024 (673 amino acids)
Source: RefSeq, a predicted model, not a curated record